AUGCUCAAUACACAGCCAGACAAUUAUCCUGAACUAUUUCCUUAUGUACUCAUAGUUAUGGUUCUUAUUUGUGGUUCGUGCUUAUCACAUGGUCCGCUAGUAACGAUUUAAGCUAGAAAGAGAAACUUCGGUCCUGAGUUCAUGUCUUAAUUUUUUGAAACUCACAAGUAAUUUUUCAAGUCAGAUGUUAACCCAGUGGGAUUUCCAGAUACUGGUUCUGGGCGCUAUUGUGAAUAAAUGUCCUAUAAAAACUGGAUUGACUUCAAUAAUGCAUUCCGAUGCCAUCUCAAUUUUGUUGAACAGCUUCCUAUUAUGAUGGUCAUUAUAUAUCUUGCAGCUUUGAAGCAGCCAUUGGCAGCCUUAAUUCUCUCUAGUAUGUACUUUAUCUGUAAAAUAUUAUAUACAAUUGGGUAUGUAUUGAAAGGACCAAAUCUAAGAUAAAUUGGAGCAUUACCUAUUUUCUUUAUCAAAUGGACUCUUUAUGGAUUAAGUUUCUAUACAGUUGCUUGCUAUUUAGAUUAGUAUAGAGCUGAAAAUCAUUCUCAUAUUUGA
Molecule: messenger RNA, 552 nt
Organism: Stylonychia lemnae
Lineage: Eukaryota; Ciliophora; Spirotrichea; Sporadotrichida; Oxytrichidae
Source: the annotation of a GenBank genome assembly